AAAGCUACUUCUGAGAUUGAUAUGAUGGCGAGCAUCAGUCUAUUAAUUUUGCUGCUUCACUAUGCGUCCACGUGCUGGGCUUUCCUCCCCAACUACUGGUCUCGGGUGCUGACAUUGUCAUGGGAUUCUUCUACACACCAGUACAUGACAGAGCAGGCCGUGCUCAAUGUCACUAUGGAGACUAUUAACAUGAUGCCUGAACACUUUGGAGGUCAAGAGAAGCUUGACCUGGGUCGGGCAUUUUGGAAAUCCAUGGGCGAGGUGGUCAACGCCAAUGCUGCUAUGGACUUCCUGAGUUCUACGCGAUCUGACCCGGUAUAUCACUUUGACUCAGAGAGAGUGGAAGGAAGCAUAGAGAUGAUGAGAGACUUCUGGAAGCAGGUGGUUCUGUUGACUCAGAAGAAGGAUUAUCAGGGAGCAAGAUAUAUCAUGGGACAGCUCCUCCACGGGUUACAGGACUUCUAUAGCCAUAGCAACUGGGUGGAAAUGGGACAGAAUACCGAGUACCUUCAUCUGUUGCAUUCCAAAGAGCCAUCAGUACCUGUAGCAUCAGAGGACACUCCUACCUGUGCUGCCUGCCAUCGGUUCAGUUGUUAUAAUAAUUUAUUAGAAGAGCUUGUCAGGGGUUCACCAAAGCUUCUUCUGACCACUGGAUACUUUAGUAACUACCCACCCAAACCUACUGGAAAGUGCAGCCACGGUGGUAUCCUGGACAGCAGUCGUCACCAGGCAGCUGAGGGUGGCAUUAAUAAGGACAGCACUUCCCCUCUCUUCUCCCCACACCACUUCCUCCACAAAGAGGCUGCACAGCUUGCUUCCAAGGCAACAGUCCGAGUGCUCCGGGACCUCAGAGAUGAGCUGGGGCCCAAGAGCUUCCUCAGGUUCCUCAGUGUCAAACAGCUUCCAGCUUUGGUGUUUGUCAUGGACACUACAGGUAGCAUGUUUGAGGAGAUUACAGCUGCUCGUCUUCGUGCCCUGUCCAUCAUUCAGGCACGAGCAAAGAACCAUGAACCUGGACUUCCUGGCACCUUCUUACUCAUCCCCUUUCACGACCCAGAUGUAGGGCCGGUGAUGGAGACAGAUGACCCCAACGAAUUCCAGCAUUUCAUGGAGAACUUAUUGGCUCUUGGUGGGGGAGAUGAACCAGAGAUGUGUCUAUCUGCUGUUCAGCUGGCUCUUAUCCACAGCCCACCUCUGUCUGAGAUUUUCGUUUUCACUGAUGCAUCCCCAAAAGACAGCCACCUGUACAACACAGUCAAAGCUCUCGUUUUGGAAAAACAGAGCAAGGUGACCUUUCUGUUGACUGAAGACCCAAUUCAUAGUGAGAAAGUGAGAAGCAAAAGGAAAAGAAGGGCAACCCUGUCUUCUGACAGAUUCUCUCUGUACUCCUCUCUCUCUUCCUUAUCUGGAGGCAUGACCAUUUUCACAACUAACAGUGAUAUUCAUAAAGCUUCAGCCAUUGUUGAAGACAGCACCACUUCCAGCAAGGUGACUCUAUUUCAUGGAGAAAGUAAUGCAGAUUCAUUACACUCCUUCGCAAUCGACCAAGCAGUCAGAUCUGUCAGGAUCCAUAUUGCUGGAAAACUCACACAAUGUGUCCUAAUUAACCCUAAAGGUGCUCAUCAGUCUCUUCUUAGUGAAGCAGGUCCUCUGGGUGAGAUGGAUCAAUCUGAUGGUCUGUACCGGGUCAGACUUCUACCACAUGUAGAAUCUGGCCAGUGGCAGCUCAAUGUCACCUCCCAUGGACCAAUCACAUUUAAUGUCUUAGGAGAAAGCACACUGGAUUUUUUCUAUUACUUUGCAGUUGAGGCAAAUGAGACUCACCCAGGUCUGCGGCGAGUAGAUGGCAGUCCUAUUGCAGCCGUAUCAGCAUUUCUAGUGGUGGUUGUAACAGGCCUGGACGCCAGCGAUGAAGCCACUUUCAGUCAUGUGACCUUGCUAGGGUCCAAUGGGGAAAGCCUUCAGACGGUAUCACUGAAUUCUUCGACUUCCAAUUGGUCAGAAGAGGAGCUGAUCGGCAUCAUCGAUUCAGUUCCCAGGAAGCCCUUCAGUGUGCGUCUUUGUGGAAAAGACAGAUGGGGGAACAAGCUUGAAAGAGUUUCCACUGAGAUGGUUCAGCCCACACAUGUACAUAUUAUGGUGCUUUCGACUCCUCAUCUUCUCCCAGGUCAUCCCGCCACAGUUUUGUUUGAAGUGUUUAACCAUGGUCCUGCCCGUCAUUUCAGAGUGACUGCUGAAGACGAUCGUGGCUUCCUUACACAUGGGAAACACCACAGGUUGUUUAUAGGAGAGAGAGGCUCUAUGAGGGAGGAGGUCAAGCUGAGGACUCCAUACUCCACCCAGGCAGGUCAGACAGUUACGGUGACCCUCACAGUCCAAGCACAUGACUCACCAGAUGCCAACUACGCUGUUGUAUAUCUUCUGGUUUUACCAGAGGAACCUGACGUGACUCCUCCAUCGUGUUCUACGAUGCAUGUGGAGUCAGGCUGUCCUCCUGUUCCUCAGUGCUUUCUGGGUAACUGGAGUGUCUACCUGACAGUGAAGGACAGGGGUCAUUCUGGCCUGGCAAGCGUACAACUUGCUGUAGGACAGGGGACACUCGUGCUACUCCAUGAUGAGGACAUCAGGAAAAAUGAAAAUUCAGAAAUGGAGCUUGCUGAGGAAACAUAUGUAAGCCCUCUGAGACGGCUAGAACCAAAGCAUCAGCUUCAUAGACACUCACCAUGGCACAAGCAGAGAGCUCAGAGACAGGCAAAAGACAGAUUGGUGUAUGGCGAUGCGCCGAUGAACAUCACUGAGUGGCCUAGACGAAAGCACAUAAUGCUGCACUAUACUUCAGACUGCUGUGUGCCUCGGGCAGAGCUGCUUGUGUGGGAUGGAGCAGGCAAUGUGAGGAACUGCAGCCUGACAGCCAGCCAACAGAGGGCACUAAGAGAGAAAAACAGUGCUGCGAAUGGGAUUAGACAUAAACUUUUUACACUUGUUUUAUGGACUUUGCUAAUUUCUAUAGUUUUAUAGUGAAACUUAUAAUGAACUUCUGAAGUGCUAAAACUAAGUGAAAAAGACUAAACUGGAAAAUGUUUGGGGAAAAGGUUUUACUCAGGCCUCAGGUCAUUUGGCUACACUAAAAUUCGUUUAGUGUUUCCAUUUUGUCUACGGUGUAGUCAUGCCACUCUAGGACUAGGAUGAAGUGAUUAAUUAAAUGGUUACAUGCCCAUAGUGUGGGAGUGAGUUUGGGCUUCAGGCUCCCCACAGCAGACCUGAGGUUUGUACAAGAUAAGCGGUAUAGAGGAUGAAUGAGUGAGUGAGCAUUCAUGGUCAAGGGCAGGUGUCCACAAACUUUUGGCCACAUAGUGUAUGGAUUUGUAUGGAUAUCUACUGUACAUAAAAAUGAAAAGUUUAAAAUUACAUGCCCUUACAUUGUUACAA
Molecule: messenger RNA, 3429 nt
Organism: Clarias gariepinus (North African catfish)
Lineage: Eukaryota; Metazoa; Chordata; Actinopteri; Siluriformes; Clariidae
Gene: vwa7
Product: von Willebrand factor A domain containing 7
Exons: 16
Coding region: 22-3018 (998 amino acids)
Source: RefSeq, a predicted model, not a curated record